This is a messenger RNA of Panicum virgatum (switchgrass), 3515 nucleotides long. RefSeq names its product L-type lectin-domain containing receptor kinase SIT2-like. The transcript has a single exon. Gene Ontology annotation, molecular function: carbohydrate binding; protein kinase activity; ATP binding. Lineage: Eukaryota; Viridiplantae; Streptophyta; Magnoliopsida; Poales; Poaceae. Gene Ontology annotation, biological process: protein phosphorylation. The coding region runs from base 268 to 2307 and encodes 679 amino acids. The record is from RefSeq and is a predicted model, not a curated record. Gene Ontology annotation, cellular component: plasma membrane.
GGGCACCCGUCACCAAUGCCCCUCUUGAAUUGUGGGAUCAGGUGGGGGCGGCUGCUUUGAACGGCGAGUCCCCGUCGGGGGUCAAAGUAUCGCCGUCGUUCACACUCAGACAUUGCCAGGCACCCAGGCGGAAGCUCAGACCCUGUUUGUUUCCCUCAGUCGUGAACUACUCCGCUAUUUCUUCAGUCCAGAAUUGUUUCCGUGGAGAGAGAGAGAGAGAGAGAGAGAGAGAGAGAGAGAGAGAGCCCGUCAAUCUCGUAGCGCGCCAUGGGGUGUCUCCGCUUGCUCCUCCUCCUCCUGCUCCUCGCCGCGGCCUGCUCCGACCGUGCGGCCGUGCUCGCCGCCGAGGAGUUCGCCUACAACGGCUUCGGCGGCGCCGGCCUCGCGCUCGGCGGCAUGUCCGUGGUGGCGCCGAACGGGCUGCUGGUGCUCAGCAACGGCACCAGCCAGAUGGCCGGCCGCGCGUUCCACCCGGCGCCGGUGCGCCUGCGCGGCGCGCCCGGCGGCGCCGUCCGGUCCUUCUCGGCGGCCUUCGUCUUCGCCAUCGUCUCCAACUUCACCGUGCUGAGCGACAACGGCAUGGCGUUCGUGGUCGCGCCCAGCACCAGGCUCUCCACCUUCAACGCCGGCCAGUACCUCGGCGUCCUCAACGUCACCGACAACGGCCGCGACGACAACCGCGUGCUCUUCGUCGAGCUCGACACCAUGCUCAACCCGGAGUUCCAGGACAUGAACAGCAACCACGUCGGCGUCAACGUCAACAGCAUGAGGUCGCUGCACAACCACAGCGCCGGCUACUACGACGACGCCACCGGGGCGUUCAGCAACCUCAGCCUCAUCAGCCGGCGGCCCAUGCAGGUCUGGGUCGACUACGACGGCGCCACCACGCGCCUCGACGUGACCAUGGCGCCCAUGAGCGUGCCCAGGCCCAAGAAGCCGCUCAUCUCCGCGCCGGUCAAUCUCUCGGCGGUCGGAACGGACACCGCCUACGUCGGCUUCUCGGCGGCCACGGGCGUCAUCUACACGAGGCACUACGUCCUGGGAUGGAGCUUCGCCAUGGACGGCGCGGCCCCGGCGCUGGACACCUCGAAGCUGCCGUCGCUGCCGCGGUUCGGGCCCAAGCCCCGGUCCAAGGUGCUGGAGAUCGUGCUCCCGAUCGCCACCGCGGCGUUCGUCCUCGCGCUGCUCAUCGGCGUCUUCCUGUUCGUGCGGCGGCGGGUGAGGUACGCCGAGGUGCGCGAGGACUGGGAGGUGGAGUUCGGCCCGCACCGCUUCUCGUACAAGGAGCUCUACCACGCCACCAAGGGCUUCAAGAACAAGCAGCUGCUGGGCACCGGCGGCUUCGGGAGGGUGUACAAGGGCGUGCUCCCCAAGUCCAAGUCCAACCUCGAGAUCGCCGUGAAGAGGGUGUCGCACGACUCCAAGCAGGGGAUGAAGGAGUUCAUCGCCGAGGUCGUCAGCAUCGGCCACCUCCGGCACCGCAACCUCGUCCAGCUGCUGGGCUACUGCCGGCGGAAGGGCGAGCUCCUCCUGGUGUACGACUACAUGCCCAACGGCAGCCUGGACAAGUACCUGCACGACAAGGCCAGGCCCGUCCUCGACUGGGAGCAGAGGUUCCAGAUCAUCAAGGGCGUCGCCUCCGGCCUGCUGUACCUCCACGAGGACUGGGAGCAGGUGGUCGUGCACCGGGACAUCAAGGCCAGCAACGUGCUCCUCGACGGCGACAUGAACGGCCGGCUGGGCGACUUCGGCCUCGCGAGGCUCUACGACCACGGCGUCGACCCCCAGACCACGCACGUCGUCGGCACCAUGGGGUACCUCGCCCCGGAGCUGGUGCGGACGGGGAAGGCGACCCCGGUCACCGACGUGUUCGCCUUCGGCGUGUUCGUGCUGGAGGUGACCUGCGGGCGGCGGCCGCUGGGGUGCAUCGCGCCGGACGACCAGAACGUGCUGCUGGACUGGGUGCAGGAGCACGAGCGCAGGGGCGCGGCGCUGGACACGGUGGACCCGCGGCUGUGCGGCAAGUACGACGCCGACGAGGCCCGGCUGGCCAUCAGGCUGGGGCUCGCGUGCGCGCACCCGCUGCCCGACGCGCGGCCCGGGAUGCGGCAGGUGGUGCAGUACAUGGAGGGCGACGCCCCGAUGCCGGAGGCGCCGCCGACGUACGUCAGCUACACGAUGCUGGCGCUGAUGCAGCACGACGGGUUCGACUCGUUCGCCGCGUCGUUCCCGUCCACGGCCACGUCCAGCGCCAGCCCCGUCUCCGGCGGGUUCUCGGCCGUGUCAGGCCUCUCGGGCGGGAGGUGAAUACUUUUUUUAUAAUACGUAUCUGUAUUUCACGCAAGGAAAACGUACAAUACUGUAGAUAGAUACAGGCACGUACGUAUAUACGGAGACAGCUGUGCCAACCGAACUUCACAAUGGACCCUAAGAAAAAGCAAAAUUACAUCUGAGUCCCUAGAUCCUUCGCGAACCACCGACGCUCGUCGUCCUCGUCGCCGGCCACCACCGCCGAAGAAGACAACGAGCACCACCUUGAGCCGGAGAAGUCCCGUCGCCCGCUGGCUUGAAAAGGAGUCGAAGUAGACACCCGUCCCAAAGAACAAGAUGAAGCCGUCGGCGAUCACCCAUCGACUGGGGCUGCGCCCCAACACCUCCGACUCCCAGAUCUGAGCUCGCGACCGGCAACCACCGCCAUCGAGGAAGAAAAGAGCCAGAUCCGGCCGGCCAACAACCAAAUCCCAAAUAGCAUCCAUCUCUGCACCCUUGAAGCAAAAGAAAGCCGGCAGCCACCCCUUCAGGUAGAAAGGGAGACUCACCAGCCGCCGGCUCCGACACGGAUCUCCACGACCUCGCCGGUGAAGCUGGAGCGGGGCACCACCGGGGCGAGGAAGAAGCCGGGAGACUUUAUUCCUCUGCGCCGCCGUCGCCAUCGCCUCGCCGCCGCCGCCAGGAACACCAUGCCGCAGAGGACCACCCCCCGGCAUAACCUAGCUUCGCCGACGACCACCGACGGCAAGCGCCACCUAAGACUAGAGAAGAAACUACCUAUCCUAUAUACACCCGCACGUCGAUUUUCCGGCCACGCUCCAUCUCCGACGCCACUCCGGCCGGCAGAGAAGGAGGAGGCCGGCGGAAUCACCGUCGGAAAGACUUUCCACCUCCUUUUUGCCCUGAGCAACUGUAGCCGGGGGGGAGGAUGGAAGGACCGAGAGCCGAGGCCUUGCGCUUGUCUCGUGAGGGCAGAAAAUGCGGGAGGUGAAUACUACUCUUGAAUAAGACGGUCGCUGCCCCAGACAAAGAGGAGUACUAGUUUCUUGCGCGUCAUGGAGAUGACUUGACUUGGCAUUUCCUGUAACAUAGCCUUGUUUAGAUCGGCAAGAAUUUUAGCGCGCACGUUUCUCAAAAAGAAAAUCUCGCAUACAUGGUGUACAAAAUGAAGUUUAUUUACAAAAUCAUUUUAAGGAUAGGUGUAACUUUUUGCGAUGAAUCUAAUGAUGGUAAUUAAUCGAUGA